Molecule: messenger RNA, 4142 nt
Organism: Paramuricea clavata
Lineage: Eukaryota; Metazoa; Cnidaria; Anthozoa; Malacalcyonacea; Plexauridae
Source: the annotation of a GenBank genome assembly
AUGGCUGUUUUAUUUAGGAUUUUUGCGUCAAUUUUCAUAAUAACAAAAAUAGCACAAGGUGAAUGCUCGAUUAGCCAAGCUUUCUUGCGCAUAAAUAAGGAAAAAUAUUUGGCAAAUCAAGUCAUCGAAAUAAAACAAGCAAAGACCGAGUUAGAGUGUCUUAUGCACUGCCUUGGAGAAAGAUCGUGUGCGUCAGUAAAUUAUAAAACGUCUGGAAUCAAUAAAGGUCUAUGCGAGCUGAACAGUAAGACACUACAAGAAGCAUCAGAUGCUGAUGGAAGUAUACAUAACCCUGAGUUCAACCAUAUUUAUAUAGACAAAAAGGUAAAAAGAAUAUACGAAUAAUAUAAGAUUAGAAGACAAACUUGCAUGAAUUACAUCAAACUUGCAUGAAUUACUUCACUUCGUAACGGGGCCAGAGUGCUUAUAUAUAUAUAUAUAUAUAUAUAUAUAUAUAUAUAUAUAUAUAUAUAUAUAUAUAUAUAUAUAUAUAUAAAAAGACAUAAAAAAUAUAUAUACUGUAUAUAUAUAUAUAUAUAUAUAUAUAUAUAUAUAUAUAUAUAUAUAUAUAUAUAUAUAUAUAUAUAUAUAUAUAUAUAUAUAUGUAAUAUAUAUAUAUAUAUAUAUAUAUAUAUAUAUAUUUUAUAAUUAUACGUCAUUUUGUUGAUAAAUACGACAAGCGCCUUGUAAAGCUCAUUGUAUUUAUUUAUUUAUUUAUUUAUUGUGCUUCGCUUCCAAACAUUAUACAAUAAUGGCAUUAAAGAAGCUGGGACACCACAACAGCUUACUCACUAGCUUCCCAAAAAACUUCAUUUAUAUAAAACUUCAAGUUAGAAAUAAAUUUUAUUAAAUUUCAAACAAAUACAUAAAUACGUUUCGGGGCACAGCCCCUUCGUCCCGAAACGUAUUUAUGUAUUUAUUUAAAAUUUAAUAAAAUUUAUUUCUAACUUGAAGUUUUAUAUAAAUGAAGUUUUUUGGGAAGCUAGUGAGUAAGCUGUUGUGGUGUCCCAGCUUCUUUAAUUUUAGCGCCAGAUGUACCAGAGAACGUUAAAGUACAUACUAUGGGCAUAUUAGGCUUUCGCAAAUUUCGCGCGCAUCUGACUUUAGUGAACUUUUCUAACUGUGAACUUUUUUCUGAUACACCCUGCAUAUUGAGAAAGCUCAAUAGACGGCAUGGUCGGAUUGUGAGGGGAGGUGCGCAUCGUCUUGCAACUCCGCUGAAAAAUCGUGAAUGUUCCCUUGGGAAAGGUAAUUAAAACGAUAGAUCAAAGUUUGUCAUUUUUUAUGUGUUACUUAGUGGAUUUUUUAAUUUGUGAAAAAGUUUUAAUGAAAACAGCAAUAACCAUUCAUCUAUGAAUACAUAAGUAUACAAUUUUGAUACAAUAUUUCAAAAGAAACUUUGAAGUAAUGGGAAAUAAUGAAGACCAACAUUGAAGAGUUGUACGUAUAGAGUUAUAUUUCAGAAAUACAUUGAUGCAUAUGUGCAGUACAUGCGUAACGCAGCAUAUUUCCCGCGCAGGUGGGGAGGAGGACGUUAUACACCCUAAUUUUCCAUAGAUAGAGACCUUGAGCUAAACCGUUGCAUCUUCUCUAAAGCUGUUCCACAUCCUGCACCAUGUCCACCAUAAUGCACGCCGGGAACGAUAUAGAGUGCAUAAAAGAGAGCUUACUUGAGUGGGGGAACCUUAUUGGAUUUACAGUAAAUAUUUUUAAAGUUUGAAAAAUUUUCCAUUUUAGGAACCCUCACCACCCGUCUCCUUACCACCAAUCUCCUGCAAAGAUAUUCUGACAAAAUCAGCAGGGGCUACAAGCGGACUUUAUGAUGUCUCUGUUGACAACAAAAUAGUGACAGUGUACUGUGAAAUGAUUCUUCAUGGUGGAGGCUUCACCUUUAUCCCCAAGUCGGCUGUCAAGAACGGAACUCUGUCCAACUUUGUAUCACAACUUUUCACAAACCACUCUGAAGUUCUUCUGUACAUUUUAAAGAAAGAUGGUAGUCAGACCUACACCCACAUCCAACAACUGAAAGAGAAAUCGCAAACGCCUUUAGUAGUCCUGCAGAAUACAAACUCAGGUUAGUUCGUGUAAAUAGGAUUACGACAGCUGCAUUGCUAAUGAUGUUAGUUAAUUUGUGCUGACGACCGAUUUGAAAAGGAAAAUGGGUUGCUAAAUGCAAAAAGGGUAGUCCUUCGUGAUAGUCGUUGUAAUGAGGGUAUAUACGUUUGUGAGUGUCCAUAUUAAAAAAUAGUACUAACAAACACUUUAUUUGAGCAAAGCAAAUUAUAUGUUUCCCAGUAGUUUAAAUUCUGUCCAUUUUUAUCGUAUAAAGAUGGGUGUUUUUGAACUUGUAAGAUGGUUGUUGCUAAUUCAAAGAAUAACAUCUCCCAAUAGUUUCCAUUGUGCUCAUUUUUGUGGUAUAAUAUAAGGAUUCUGGUGGGAAUCGUUAAAAAUUACCAUGGAAUUAGUGUUAUGACAGUAAUUAUAGUGAUGGAGAUUGAUGAGAAUUAUUGCGACUUUGGAAUGAUUGUAAAUGAGAUAUUUGAAAGAAACUCUAAAAAGAAUUGAUUGCGUUUAUUAUAAUAAUUCUGGAAGUAUACUAUUUAAAGCACGCGUAGGAGUGUUUUAUCAGAUAUAAAACGCGAGGCACAGCCGAGCGUUUUAUAUCUGAUAAAACACGACUACAAGUGCUUUAAAUGGCUUAAAAACGACCCAUCUUCUGAUGAGUACAUUAGCGAAGUAAUUUUUAAAAUAAACUUUGUCUAAACCGAGAAAAUCAAAGCUAAAGUUGUGUAAAUUAACAUGGUUUUUUAUCAAAUAUAAAGAUACGACACGCUUAUAAUUUUUCUUUGUGUUUUGCUCCUGAAUUAUUAAUGAGUUUUUUAGUAUAAAUAUUGUUGUGGAAGUAAAUUUUAUACGAAUUUAGUGAUGAUAUUGAUAAUAAUGAACUGUUCAUUCCUAGUUGGUGACGAUAAAACGAGAGAGUGAUUGUGGGACUGAGUAAACGAUGACGUCAGGGAUAUUUAAAAAAUUAAUAGGAAAAAGAAAAUCAAUUAUGCCAGUAGACGUGACCUGUUUGAAAUCCGUGCACGAUUUCACGAAUAUAACGAAGAUAGUAAAGUUUUCUGCGUUUUUCUUCCAUUUUGCUAUAUUUUGCGCAUUCAAGUUUCUAUAUUGAGAUUAAAAAUGGUUUCCCGUCUUUUAAAUCUGCCUGUGCCAUUGCAAAGUAUUCGAGGUAAACGUCUUUGUCUUUCUUUUAGUUUUUUGCUUUCGUAAUGAAGAAUUGGCGUCACAAAAAGUGCUGCAGGUUGAUAUAAUUGAAAUUUGUGACGCGUAGUUUCCGUCUAAUGCUCGAAAUGUUGCCUGAAAAUGUUCAGCAAUAUUUAGAUAUUCCUUCGUAAAAUGACAAGGUUGAAUUAUUACCUUUUUUGACCAAAAUGCUCAGCAGUAUGGUUGCUAAACGUGGACUUAGUUUGGAUUUAGUGAUUUCGUAAUUUUCAGCAAGAUUGAAACGCAAUCAGCACGCUGAAAACAUCAUGUGCGUGAUAAGUUCAAUUCCUAUCCAGUGUUUAUAAUAUUUAUGAUAACACCAUGGUGGUUGUCGUUGUAAUGGCAGCAGAAGUGGUAAUGUGUACGAUAGUACUGUAGCUUGUGAUAGGGAAAACGCGAAUUUGGGAUUAUGUAUCAUUAUUGUGUAUUGGUAGAUAUUCCGAUUCUCACAAGCUUCUCUACACAAAACAUUAGGCUUAGUAAUCUCAUUUUCUUUAUUAGGAUCUGGAAUACAUUACGACAGCCCUACAAAUUCGUUCAUGUUAGAUUAUCUUUAUCUGAGCACAUCAAUUUACACUAACGGAUUCCUGUCCAACAAUAUGGAAGUGAAAUACAAUUUUAGCACUUUCCCCAUCAGAAGUUACUUUGCAUUCUUUCCAAACCAUCGUGAACAGACGCCGAAUACGUAUCACGACAGUAAUUACUACGAAAACCAAGGGGUUGCGGUAGAUUGGAGGAAAACGGGAAUGGUUUCAACAGAAAGAAUACCCAGUAAUUUCUUUUACCUAACAGAGGUGCAUUACGGCGGAAGUGGUUGUUAUACAUCCAGUGAUCGUUGGGUUGAGGCAAACGGAACAGCAAUUGGACUGCGAUAA